Molecule: messenger RNA, 780 nt
Organism: Hyposmocoma kahamanoa
Lineage: Eukaryota; Metazoa; Arthropoda; Insecta; Lepidoptera; Cosmopterigidae
Exons: 4
Coding region: 1-780 (259 amino acids)
Source: RefSeq, a predicted model, not a curated record
AUGGUUAAAGUUUCGAAAGGCGCGGUGAUGGUUUUGUGCCAUGGGUUGGUUUGGGCAGCAGCAGCUCUGGCGCUGUGGGUGGGCGGUGCCUCAGGUGAGAGAGCUCGCUACGACACAGCGACGCCCUACACUCCGCCCUACUCGAAAUACAAAUACAUACCUUUGCAUCCUGCACGAUACGAGCCUGAAGAAAUGCCAGUCGAGGAUGAGGAACCUUCUCGCGGCGGCAUGCCUCCAACCGAGCUGAUCCUGACAGGUCUUCGUACGAUUCUUGACGUUGUGCGGAAUAUCAACAAAAAGAGAGCGCAGCAGCAGACGUUGUCGGGCAUAGGGCGCAAUAGUACUGGAAUUGAGGUACGUCGAAAUAAAUUGAAGAAUGACACAGUGGGAAUCGGACGAGGGUUCGAAGACUAUUACGAUGAGCACCAUUAUCAUGACCAUGAUACUACUACGACCACUGCCAAGCCGAUGAAACAGGGCCGGUACACCGAUCCCUGGGCUGGGUACUACGACUGGAUCAUCAAUGAGGGAUCCUUCAAAUUCUGGAGUGCUUUCCAGCUUUUCACCGCAGCUCUUCUCUUGUAUGCCUGUCUCUCUGCCAUUUACUACGCUAAAUUCAACCCAAUCAUACCAGAUUACAAUAUGGAAUACGAUGACUACUUCCUCCAGAGGAGAGUCGGCAGGAGUGUGGACGCGUCGGAAAUGCCUUCAGGAUUAAGUUGGAUGAACUCACAAACGUUCCAGUUUAUAAUGAAUGCUAUUACCAAACAUUACGAAUAG